Messenger RNA from Myotis daubentonii (Daubenton's bat), 1795 nucleotides. RefSeq names its product family with sequence similarity 110 member D (gene FAM110D). Lineage: Eukaryota; Metazoa; Chordata; Mammalia; Chiroptera; Vespertilionidae. The record is from RefSeq and is a predicted model, not a curated record.
UCACCCAUGGAGAGCAGCUUGAUGCCCACACCCGGACCAGGACAGGUCUCAGCCUGCUACAGAGCGGGAAGGCACAGUUAUUAGAACGCUGCUCUGCCUUCCUAUUCCAACCAAGAGGAUUUGCCAAGGCCCAGAGCGGGCUGACCCCACGUGAACAGCAUGUCCCCACCCCAAGCCUCUGAAGGAAGCCUGGGAAUCAGGAGAGCUUGCUUGGGGUCCUGGCUGUACCCCAAGCUCACUGUGCCUCCUGCCAAAUCGCUUAACCUAUCAGGGUCUGUGUGACCACCUAUAAAAUAAAGGAGCUGGGCCCACUCCAUAGGCCUCUCCAACACAGACUGUGACCAGGAAGGAGUUAAUGGAGGCCAGGCGCUGGGUCAGGAAGGCGAGGGUUAAUCUGGGGGGGGGGGGGGCGCGGGUGGAGGCUCUCUCAGCUUUUCCUGUGGAGAGUGAGGUUUGGCUGCCACCAAAGUUACUUCUAGUCCCUGCUGUCCCUCCUGCCCUCAGUCUGGACCUGCCUUCAGACCCCUGCAUUCAGCCUCCCCACACAGAGGCCCCAGGAAGCCCCAGCCAGCUGCUCUCAGCAACUCACUAGCUGCCUAACUGCGGUGGCUUAUGGGGCACUGUCCCGCCCCGCUCUGCUAAGAUGCUCCUAGCCUCUCCCUCCACCCCAUCCAGGGCACGGACCCCCAGCGCGGUGGAGAGGCUGGAGGCCGACAAAGCUAAGUAUGUCAAGACGCACCAGGUGAUAGCGCGACGCCAGGAGCCAGCCCUGCGCGGGGGUCCGGGGCCGCUCAUGCCGCACCCCUGCAAUGAGCUGGGGGCCCCUGCAUCUCCCAGGACGCCCAGGCCGGCCCGCCGGGGUAGCGGCAGGCGGCUGCCAAGGCCGGACUCCCUCAUCUUCUACCGCCAGAAGCGGGACUGCAAGGCUUUGGUGAACAAAGAGAACGCCAAGGGCCAGGGGCUGGUGCGACGCCUCUUCCUGGGCACCCCCCGAGACGCCUCCUCGAGCAGCCCGGGCCCAACGGAGCGACCUGCGGCUACAGGAGGUUGGACCGCACCGCAAGAGGCCCCGGAAGCGGCGGGCAAGCGGGCGCUGUGCCCCACGUGCUCGCUGCCCCUGUCGGAAAAGGAGCGCUUCUUCAACUACUGCGGCCUGGAACGCGCGCUGGUGGAGGUGCUGGGUGCCGAGCGCUUCUCUCCGCAGAGCUGGGGCGCGGACGCCAGCCCCCAGCCCGGAACGUCGCCGCCGCCUGGCUCCGGGGACACCAGCGACUGGACAUCCAGCGAUGGUGGCACGGAUCGCUCAGAUCACGCAGGCGGCGGCGGCGGCGGCGGCGGCGACUCGGAGGCAGCGGGAUCGGCGCGGGACGGGCGCCCCCCGGUGUCGGUGGUGGAGCGCAACGCGCGCGUCAUCCAGUGGUUGUACGGCUGCCAGCGCGCCCGCAGCCCGCCGCGCGAGUCUGCAGUGUGACCGCGGCCGCUCGGGAGCGGGCUCCCGAGGAGUCUGGUAUCUGGGGAAGGGCAGGGGGUGAGCGCUGGGCUGGACCCGGGUGCGGGCAGGGACGCCCUGCCUCUGGCGCGCAGGUGGCCUUUUGGCGAGCCCCUCCUCCCCGCUCUGGAUCUUGGCUUCCCCAAGGAACCGUGGGGGGCGUGGGGCGAGAUGAUUCCUAAGGCCCUUCCCAGUGCGGACGGCGGAGGCGGAGGAGGCCUCCUCGUGGCCCCGGUGGAGGCCGGGUCUGGGGAGUGAAGAUUGGGCUGAGAAUUCAGGGAACCUGCUGAAUAAAGGCAAAACGUU